AUGUUGACUCCUAAAUUAAAUCGUCAUUUGAAGCUAUCAUUAUGCACUUGUUUACUGUCAUUUCAUCAAUUUGUCGUUGGAUCUUCUUUUAUAUUCUCAUCUAUCCUUUUAUCCAAACUAAAAGAACCAACAUCUACAAUAAAAAUAACACAUGAAGACGGCUCAUGGAUUGCAAGUGUACCGAUAUUAAUAUGCCCUAUCGGUUUACUUGUAAUCGGAAUAUUGUUAGAUAAAAUUGGCAGAAGAAAAGCUCUCCAAGUUAGUUACAUACCAAUAAUGAUAAGUUGGCUGGUACUCGCAUACGCCAAUAGUUUAAAAACUAUUAUGAUCGGAAGGAUUAUACUGGGAACUACAUUUGGUUCGGGGUCGUGCGUGUUCUUGUACGUGGGCGAAGUGUCGCCCACCGAGUACCGGCCGCUGUACAUGUCGUUGGUGACCGUGUUCGUGGGCAUGGGCAUGAUGUUCGAGUGCGUGAUGGCCUUGUACUUCCACUGGAAGACCGUGUCGCUGAUAAUGUUCGUGAUCAGCGCCGUCAACAUCGCGGCGAUGUUCCUGGUGCCGGAGUCGCCCGUGUGGCUCCGGGCGCACGGCCGGACCCGCGAAGCGGAAGCGGCCGAGGCGUGGCUGGGCAUGGAACAGCCGGCCGCGACCGCCGUCCCGGCGCCGGUCACCGCGCUGGCCGUCAACGGCGACGAGCACAUGUGCGCCGCGGACGGCGCCCCGGCCGCCGGCAAGUCGACCGCGGCCGCGUACUGGACGCGGUUCACCGGGCCCACCGUCUGGAAGCCGACCCUGAUAACCACGCUGUUCUUCAUCUGCCAGCAGGGCAGCGGGUUCUACGUGCUGCUGUUCUACUCGGUGGACGUGUUGCGCGACUGUCGCGUCCAGUGGGACGGCGUCACCGUCACCGCGUUCCUGUCGCUGUCCCGCGUCAUCGGCAGCGUCGUCUACUCGUUGCUGCACCACGUCCAACGGAAGACGAUGGUCGUGGUGUCCGGCGGCGGAAUGGGCCUGUCGCUGACCGUCAUCAUCGUCUACAUGCACUUGUACAACGACAUGGCCUCGCCGCCCUACGGCGCGGUGCUCAUCGUCGCGUUCACCGCUUACGUGUUCUUCGCCCUGUUGGCCAUGCUGCCGAUGCCCUGGGCCAUUUGCGGAGAGGUGUUCCCGAUGGCCGUCAAAGGUGUUAUGGGCGGGAUCGUACAAUCUUGUGGAUAUGAAUUAAUGUUUCUAAUCAUCAAAAUAUACCCUGCAUUUGUGUCGAAAUUCGGAGUAAAAUUUGUCUGUUCAGUAUUCACAAUAUUCAGUUUUACAAGUGCAUUGUUUGGUGCAUUUAUAUUGCCAGAAACAAAAGGAAAAUCUCUCAACGAAAUAUUAUCAUCAUUUGAAUCCCGCAAAAAAUCAAUGAAAAAUAACCUGCCUUAAUAAUAUGGUAUACUUAUU
Molecule: messenger RNA, 1443 nt
Organism: Melanaphis sacchari
Lineage: Eukaryota; Metazoa; Arthropoda; Insecta; Hemiptera; Aphididae
Product: facilitated trehalose transporter Tret1-like
Exons: 5
Coding region: 1-1425 (474 amino acids)
Biological process (GO): transmembrane transport
Cellular component (GO): membrane
Molecular function (GO): transmembrane transporter activity
Source: RefSeq, a predicted model, not a curated record